Megalops cyprinoides (Indo-Pacific tarpon) is the source of this 4189-nucleotide messenger RNA. RefSeq names its product SRSF protein kinase 1a (gene srpk1a). Lineage: Eukaryota; Metazoa; Chordata; Actinopteri; Elopiformes; Megalopidae. The coding region runs from base 45 to 2063 and encodes 672 amino acids. Gene Ontology annotation, molecular function: ATP binding; protein kinase activity. The transcript is spliced from 16 exons. Gene Ontology annotation, biological process: regulation of mRNA processing; spliceosomal complex assembly; protein phosphorylation. The record is from RefSeq and is a predicted model, not a curated record.
GUGUUACGCAUGUGCAGGAGUUCUAACCGUUCAAGAGGCACCCCAUGAGUUGCCGGUCCAACAUGGAGAGGAAGGUCCUAGCGUUACAGGCGAGGAAGAAGAGGGCCAAGGCGAAAAAACUCAACAAGAAGGCCGAGCCCCACCCAAGGGCCCCCUCCCAGCAGCCCGAGUCCCCGCACCAGGAGCCGGAUGAGGAGAUCCUUGGCUCUGACGAUGAGGAGCAAGAGGACCCCAACGACUACUGCAAGGGUGGCUAUCACCACGUCAAGAUCGGCGACCUGUUCAACGGGAGGUACCAUGUGAUCCGCAAGCUGGGCUGGGGCCACUUCUCCACUGUGUGGCUGGCCUGGGACAUCCAGGGGAAGCGAUUUGUGGCCAUGAAGGUGGUGAAAAGCGCGGAGCACUACACCGAGACGGCGCUGGACGAAAUCAAGCUGCUGAGAUCAGUCAGAAACACAGACCCUGACGAUCCCAACAGGGAGAUGGUGGUCCAGCUGCUGGAUGAUUUUAAGAUCUCUGGCACCAACGGCACUCACGUUUGCAUGGUGUUUGAGGUCAUGGGGCACCACCUUCUGAAAUGGAUCAUCAAGUCCAACUACCAGGGCCUGCCUCUGCCCUGUGUCAAGAGCAUCAUCCAACAGGUUCUGCAGGGCCUUGACUACCUGCACACCAAGUGCAAAAUCAUCCACACAGACAUCAAGCCCGAGAACAUCCUAAUGAGCGUCAAUGAGCCGUACGUCAGGAGGCUGGCAGCCGAGGCCACGGAGUGGCAGAGGGCCGGGGCUCCUCCCCCCUCCGGAUCCGCAGUGAGUACAGCCCCACCACCAAAACAGACAGUGAAAAUGUCAAAGAAUAAGAAGAAGAAGCUGAAGAAGAAACAGAAGCGGCAGGCGGAGCUCCUGGAGAAACGCAUCCUGGAGCUGGAGGAGCUGGAGCGGAGGCCAGAAGCGGGCGAGGAAGAGGAGGACGAGGAAGAGGAGCCAGAAACCCCAGAGACGCCCUCCUGUCCCCCUCUCAAAGAGGCUUCACUGCAGGACAUUGCGAAUGAGGUCGCCGAAGAGGGCUGCACCGACGGCUGGGAGCAGGACGGGCAGCAGGAGGGGCUGACGGAGAUGAACUGUAACGGACACGAGCCCGACACCCGCGCCCAGGCGACAGAGCGGGACGAGGAGAGCCCGGGCCAGUGCAAGGAGGAGGAGGAGGAGGAGGAGGAUCGGCGCAAUGCCAACGACUGCCUGCAGGGGGAAGAGUGCACGCAGGGGCAGGAGUUGCUGGUCAACGCUGCCUACCAGACCUGCAACGGCGUGGCACCGGCCGACACUGGCCGCCUUAGCCCGGACGAUGACGAUGACAGCCCCUCGAUCAGCGGUGUCAGCGCGGCGGGGUCCUGCCGGCAGCGGGAGGAGACACGGCGGGCCAGCGAGCAGGACGCGGCGAGCACAGUGGGGGUUUCCACGGAGACCGAUGCGGAAAGCCAGCAGGGAGCACAGGAGAGCUUGAAGAAUGCCAAGCUGGCCGCCGGCGCCCUGCUGGUAAACCCCCUCGAGCCGCUCAACGCCAACAAGAUCAAGGUGAAGAUCGCAGACCUGGGAAACGCCUGCUGGGUGCACAAACACUUUACGGAAGACAUCCAGACGCGGCAGUACAGGUCUCUGGAGGUCCUGAUCGGGGCGGGAUACAGCACACCUGCAGAUAUCUGGAGCACAGCCUGCAUGGCAUUCGAGUUGGCAACAGGGGACUACCUGUUUGAGCCACACUCAGGGGAAGAUUACUCGCGAGAUGAAGACCACAUUGCGCUCAUCAUAGAGCUGCUGGGGAAAGUCCCUCGCAAGCUCAUCACAGCGGGGAAAUACUCCAAGGAUUUUUUCACCAAGAAAGGCGACCUGAGGCACAUCACCAAGCUGAAGCCCUGGGGCCUGCUGGAGGUGCUGGUAGAAAAAUACGAGUGGGCCCCGGAGGAGGCCCAGGCCUUCACCGACUUCCUGCUGCCCAUGCUGGAACUCAUCCCCGAGAGGCGGGCCACAGCGGCCGAAUGUCUGCGCCACCCCUGGCUCGCCCCCUAGUGGCCCCUCCAGCCACUGCACCCUCCAAACCCCACCCUGCUCAUGGCAGAGACUGACGUGACCUGGCCCUCUCCCCAGCCGUGAUCUGAAGGCAAAACCCCAGGAGUGCUCUCUCCAUCCCAAGCAGAUAUACCUAUUUAUUUCUCUUUAUUAUGUUCUGUUUGAUCUUUUUUUUUUCUUACUGGAUAUUACUUGAGUAUGUCAGCUUGGUUUUUUUUUUUUCUUCUUUGUUUCCCCCAUCUCUGUUUUGUACGACGCUGGCACUGAAACCUGUUGGACUGGCCCCGUCCCUGUGGAGGCCCUUAACACCUUUUAUUUACACUCAGUGUUGCUUUCUUGUUCUUGUUAUUUCUGCACCAGACUGUAAGUGGAUCACCUGCAGCCUCCAGUUUCCUCCAAAAUCUGGCUCCUCUUCCCUGCAGUGCUGCUCUACAGCUGUUACAGCACCACUCUGUGUACCUGAAGUGCUCGUCAGGGUGUAUGGCAGUUCUCCGUGUAGAGAGAGUUUCUUUGAGGGGCGUGACGGGGGGUGCUUGGACUGUCUGCCUGAAAAGAGGACAGUGAGAUUUGGACUGUGAAUAGACUCUACUCCUGGGUGAUGCUUUGCGCCUCUUCACUAAGGCCUUAUCUUCCUCGUUUCUCUCAGAUUGACAAAAUGGGAAUCUUCAGCAGGAGUCGCCCAUCCAUAUCGAGAGAUUAGAUUUUUUUUUUUGUCCUACAGUUCAUCAGCCUCAGUUGAAGCUACAUAUAAAAUCAGUAUCAAGACCUGAUGUUUAAUUUUCUUCUGCUGAUAGAUUUUUUUUUUUUUUUUUAUGGUCAUCCUUUGGUGUUCCCCAAGUGUGACAUCAGAAUGGUGUGCACAAAUGUAAAAUGGAAAAUGGCCCUCAUCCACAUCACAACAGUGACAUUGUAUGACAUAAAUGCAUACGUGACGUGUACAUGUGUGUGCGCGUGUGCACAUGUUUGUGUGAGCACGCAUGUGUUGAUGUGUGUAUGUGUGCGCGUGUGUGUGAAUACACUCAGACCAAAGAGAUGGCCGGGCCGUGUAUAUUACAGCUGUGUACAGUUUUUACAGAAUUCCCAUACAUAUGUGUUAGCUAAAGUUAUUUCGCCGGAUAGUAAUGUUUUAAUAACCCAUUUGGAGAUGCCUUGAUGUGUGUUUGUUAGCCUAGCAGCUUUUUAAUCAUUUAAAUAUUUUUGUCACUUCAUGCAGUUUCUUUGAAAUUUAAAACGGGGGGCUGUUGACACGUGAUGCUGUGGAAGCCCUGACCCUCUUUCUGGUGGGCUCCUCUCCACAGACGUUGAGAGUCUUGUGUACACUUGUCUCAUUUUCAGCAGGUCUUCCUUUCCUCCCUCUGUCUUCCCUGUUAAUUUUGAUAUCCACUGGAAAUUGCGUCCUCUCUCCUCUUUCUCCCUGGAGAUGUGCAUUGGGUUGUUGGCUGUGGGGUGAGCUGUUAUUGAGCUGGCUGUUGAGAAGCUGUGUGGAGGAACCUUUGAGAAGUGAGCAUCCAGACAUGAUUAACUGGCUUAUUUUUACACGGUAUAUUAGUCACGGAACAGUUUUAUUAAAUAGGUCAUGGGACGACACGACUUACAAAACACUGACUGUAAAUAGAAUCAGUAACAGCAAGGACGCAGGUAGGUUUGCCAGCUUCACAUCGACAUGUUCUUCAUACAUGUUGUGUUUUACCCGGCUGGAAUUAUUUACAAUACUCUGUCGAGGGUUGCAGUAGCACGGACACUAGGGGGCACUGUUUACACAUUUCCUACAGCUUUACAUGGUAACAGUCAGGUUGAGAGAUGAAGAGGCCUUUGCUAAGUUAGUCUCGCUCAGGGGGGCUUUGCAGCACAACCAAAUGCACACAGGUGUGACUACAUCAGUGUGGUAGAAUAACCUGUGAUUCUGCCUGAUCAAAGGCCGUAUGACCGCUCAUCCAACAAUAGGGUAUCAACUGACCAAAGAGGCAUGGGAAAGGCAGGUACCCCGCUGGGGUAUAGCUGCUGCUGGUUGGGUUUCAUCCAUGUGAUGUCAUUAUAUGGGAUUAAAUCCACCUAGCUUGUUUACCAUGUAUAAAUUGGGUGCUUUUGGAAAGAUAACGGAACCCAGCAGUCUGAACCACGAGGUA